This is a messenger RNA of Hirundo rustica (Barn swallow), 3477 nucleotides long. It is a transcript of the gene PTPN9, whose product is annotated as protein tyrosine phosphatase non-receptor type 9. Gene Ontology annotation, biological process: protein dephosphorylation. The record is from RefSeq and is a predicted model, not a curated record. The transcript is spliced from 13 exons. Gene Ontology annotation, molecular function: protein tyrosine phosphatase activity. NCBI's taxonomy places the organism in Eukaryota, Metazoa, Chordata, Aves, Passeriformes, Hirundinidae. Bases 400 to 2145 code for a protein of 581 amino acids.
CCUCUCCCCCGUGCUGAAGGAGGAGAGUAGGUUUGCUGCCUGGGGGAGGAGGGCUGGAGGAAGCCCUGGAUUCUGGCAGCGGUGCCUUUGUCACCACCCUGCUCCAGCGGAGCGGGGACGCGGAUGACGCCAGCGCUCCAAAGACCAGCAUUGUUCCAAACGCCCGGCCACGGACAAUUUCACUCCCAGUGCUGCCAAAACAGGACUUCUUGCUGCAGCUCUGGGUCACAGGCUUUGUUUUCGGUACGUGGAGCGAUCCCUGCUCCUCUGGGAUUGUCUAUAAAUCCAUUUGGGAUCGGGGCUAGGAAUGAUGAUGAGACCCAGUGGAGCGCACGAAGGAGGCAGCGCUGUGGCUGGCAUUGAUGCUCAGCUCCGUGAUGCCUGGCUCCCUGCUGUUGAAUGGUGGCACUGGCAACCAAGCAGUUCCUGGAGGAGAUCAACAAGUGGACAGGCCAGUACAAUGUGUCCCCGCUCUCCUGGAACGUGGCUGUCAAGUUCCUCAUGGCCCGCAAGUUCGACGUCCUGCGGGCCAUCGAGCUCUUCCACUCCUACCGGGAGACACGGCUGAAGGAGGGCAUCGUGAAGCUGAAGCCGCACGAGGAGCCGCUGCGCUCGGAGCUGCUCAGCGGGAAGUUCACCAUUCUGAGCGUGCGGGACCCCUCAGGAGCCUCCAUCGCCCUGUUCACAGCCAAGCUGCACCACCCCAGCAAGAGCGUGCAGCACGUGGUGCUCCAGGCGCUCUUCUACCUGCUGGACCGAGCUGUGGAGAGCUUUGAGACACAAAGGAAUGGGCUGGUGUUCAUCUACGACAUGGCAGGGUCACAGUACACCAACUUCGAGCUGGACCUCAGCAAGAAGAUCCUCAAUCUGCUCAAGGGUGCCUUCCCAGCUCGGCUCAAGAAGGUUUUCAUCGUGGGAGCGCCCAUGUGGUUCCGCGUGCCCUACUCUAUCAUCAGCCUGCUGCUGAAGGAGAAGCUGCGGGAGCGGGUGCAGAUGGUGAAGAUGUCGGAGCUGAAGGAACACCUGCCUCGGGAAUGCCUCCCUGAGUACCUCGGAGGGUCCCUCAAACUGGACCCCCUGAGCUGGAAUUGCCGGUUCCUGCCCCAGCAGAACGGGCACCCCGACCCCCUGGACGAGCUCAUCCUGGUGCCGCUGGCAGCCCCCAAAGACAACGGCUCCGUCCACGUCCCCGGACCCAAGUCCAUCACCCUCCAGGAGCUGCUGGAUCACGUCAGCCACAAGCAGAAACGUGGUAUCUACGAGGAGUACGAAGACAUUCGGCGCAGGAGCCCAGCCGGCACCUUUGUCUGCUCCUUGGCACCCUACAACCAGGACAAGAACCGGUACGGGGACGUGCCCUGCCUGGACCAAACCCGCGUCAAGCUGGCGAAGCCGUACAGCCGCCCAGAGCUGACUGACUACAUCAACGCGAGCUUCAUGGAUGGCUACAAGCAGAGGAAUGCUUACAUUGGCACUCAGGGGCCUCUGGAAAACACCUAUGGUGACUUCUGGCGCAUGGUGUGGGAGCAGAACGUCCUGGUGAUCGUGAUGACAACCCGGCUGGAGGAAGGAGGCAGGAGGAAGUGCGGCCAGUACUGGCCCCUGGAAAAGGAUUUCCAUGUGUGCUUUGGGGCCCUGACCAUCACCAACCUGGGCGUAGAGAACCUCAGCCAUUACAAGAAAACCAUCCUGGAGAUCCACAGCUCAGAGACCAGGGAGCGGCGGCUGGUGUCCCACUUCCAGUACCUGAGCUGGCCAGAUUACGGCGUCCCCUCUUCCGCCGCCACUCUCAUUGACUUUUUGGGGGCCGUGAAGCAGCAGCAGAGAGUGGCUGUCAGCGCCCUGGGACCUCGCUUCAAGGGUCACCCCGGGGGACCCCCAGUCGUGGUGCACUGCAGCGCUGGCAUUGGCAGAACAGGUACCUUCUGCGCGCUGGACAUCUGCCUGUCACAGCUGCAGGACGUGGGCACUCUGAACAUCUACCAGACGGUGCUGCGCAUGCGGACCCAGCGCGCCUUCAGCAUCCAGACCCCCGAGCAGUAUUACUUCUGCUACACCGCCAUCCUCGAGCACGCCCAGCGCGAGGGCCUGCUGCUCACCAACCACAGCCGGGCCGCCCAGGAGAAGAGCUCGCCGGGGCACUGAGACCCGCUGCCUCCCUGCAGAUGCUGCUGCCCAUCCUCGGGGGCUGCCUGAGCUGCCUCGGGGCCCGCCGGGACCCAGCAGAGCCGUGGGGGCGGCGGUGCCGGAGCACCGCGGCUGUCAGCACUGCUAUGGAACUGUGCCUUAUUCAACCCAAACGGUGGCUGCCACUUGCUGGCGCGGGAAGGGGCUCUCACUCCUCCCCGUCGUGUUUCGGUUGGGUUUGGUUGGUUGGGGAGGUAGUUUAUCUUCUCUUCAAGUUGUUGGGGGUUUUUUGUUUUGUUUUUGGGGGGGUUUUGUUGUUGUUGUUGUUGGGACCACCUAAGAUGUACCUAGAGAGGGGCUUUGCAAAGCCCUAGGAAAUGUAUUCCCAGUCCUGGGGCUGAGGAAGAGGCACGUGCUUCGGUCUCAACUGAUGCUCUCUGUGUCUGUAUGUAUGUGUGUAUAUAAUAUACCCCCGCUGUGACCCCCGGCUAUUAUAUAUAUACAUAUAUACAACCUCCCCUUUAGCAGCUCCCAAGGGUUCCCGCUGUCCUGCCACCUCACUGCUGUGAUCUCUGGAGCGGUGAGUUUGGUCCUGGCUCUGUCUUGUCUUCCCCCUUCCCUUUAUUUCCCCUCGUGGGCAGCGCUGGGACCCGGUACCCACUCCCGUGCCCAUCCCACUGGAGGCACGAGGAUACUUGAUGGUGUCCCCCUGUUUCUUUGUCUCAUCUUCCCCAUGGAGAGAGAUAGCAGCUGUGCUCCUGGGAGCAUCUGGAGGAUUGGGUUGUCCAGGGGGUGCUGAGCUCGCAGGCGUCCCCAGCUCCUUGGGCACGGCUGUGGGAGUCACUAGGUACGAGGUGAUGGGGCCGUGGGGACCGACCGGCUCUCCAGGUUGCCCGGCUUUCCCAAGCUUCCGCUGGGAACCCGCAGGCCCAGCCCUGCGUUGAGUCACGGGCUGGGCAAGCGCUGAGCAAGAGUAAACCCCAAACCCUGGAGAGGCAAUCAGCCUCUGCCCUGGCCCCAGCCCCCGCCACUGCCCGGGCCUCCCCAACUUUAUACUGUAAUAAGCUCUUUGAAUGUGUAUAUUCUUAUUUUUUUAUAAUCUUGGGGGAGGGGGGUACAGGGCUGGGGAAGUUUUGUUUUCAUUGGGUUUUUUUUAUUUUUGUGUGCUUUUUUCCUUUUUUUUUUUUUUUUUGUAUUUAACAUUAACUUGAUCCAAGCCAGAGCCAGAAGUAUUUGUAAAUGUUCCUAUUUUGCUGUCAGAGAAACUCUCUUUUUGUUGUCAUUACUUUUUUUGGGAGUUGUUUUGUUUUUAUUUGUAUUGAUAUAUAAAUAUACCACCAGUGACCAGUC